This is a messenger RNA of Stomoxys calcitrans (stable fly), 1490 nucleotides long. RefSeq lists its product as uncharacterized. Bases 102 to 1358 code for a protein of 418 amino acids. The record is from RefSeq and is a predicted model, not a curated record. Gene Ontology annotation, biological process: synapse organization. The transcript has 7 exons. Lineage: Eukaryota; Metazoa; Arthropoda; Insecta; Diptera; Muscidae. Gene Ontology annotation, cellular component: neuron projection membrane.
CCGAGAUCCGAUUUUAGCAGUAUUCGGGGCCGUAUGUGAACAGUAAGUGAUACAGAUGACAUUUGCAUUUGACCGAAUUCAGAGUUCAAAAAGGCCUGACCAUGUGCUAUCAACGACUGUCUGGUAACCCAAAUCACAAUAACGUGGAUCAGAAACCAACACAUCUGCCACCUGGCCAUUAUCCACACAGUCACAGAUGGAAUGAGCCAUAUUUCGAUGUGACAAUGCCAAAGAACAUUACGUCUCUUGUGGGGAAGUCGGCUUAUUUAGGAUGCAGAGUGAAGCAUUUAGGCAAUAAAACGGUUGCUUGGAUUCGACAUAGGGACCUACAUAUAUUGACAGUUGGUACAUACACUUAUACCACAGAUCAGCGAUUUCAAACAUCAUAUCAUCGUGACAUAGACGAGUGGACACUACAGAUAAAAUGGGCACAACAACGAGAUGCUGGAGUAUAUGAGUGCCAAAUAUCUACCCAACCUGUACGAAGUUUUUCUGUUAACUUGAAUAUUGUCGUGCCAACUGCGACCAUAUUGGGAGGCCCCGAUUUGUACGUUGAUAAAGGAAGCACAAUUAAUCUAACAUGCGUAAUAAAAUUUAGCACAGAGCCACCGACACAUAUUUUCUGGUACCAUCAAGAUAAGGUACUAAGCGAAGAAACCUCAGGUGGACGUCUAAAGUUUAAAACCAUCAAAUCCGAGGAAACAAAAUCAAUUUUACUUAUUGAUGAUGCUAGCCUUUUAGAUUCCGGGAAGUAUUCCUGCUAUCCAUCAAACACAGAAAUUGCCAGUAUACGCGUCCAUGUGCUCCAAGGAGAACGGCCCGAGGCAAUGCAAACCAAUGCAGCUGCACCCAAUAAAGUGAGAACUUUAAACCCUUUUGCAACAACAAUGACCGCAUUGGUGGCAACAUUUGCAUUAUGGCACGCUUUAGCUACAUUUACUCGCACUUUCUCCAAGAGGGCGAGCUCCGUCGCCGGUAACUGCAGCAACAGCAACAGCACCGCAAUUAAAGCCAACGCCAACAGCAAUAAUAUAAGUGGCAACUACAGCAAUUCUCGCCACUGCAGCAGUAGCAACAAUUCCAAGAGUGAUAAUUGUGCUGACAAAAAUGGCUGCUGCUUUGGCGAUGAUGGCAACACCGACGAUGUCGCAGAUGGCCAUGUUGAUGAUGCUGUGGAUUGUAUUGCGGUUUGGAAUUAUUCUUGUGAUGGCGAUAAUCGCAGAAUGAAACGAAAGGGUUGUGCAAAAUGGAAUUCUCUGGCCAAUUAUGUUCAUCAGCAGAAUAAUGAAGUGCAUGACAACGACAACUUCCAUGGCUUCUUCCCCAGCAAAUGGUCCCACAGACAUGCUUUACGGUGAUUAAAUAACUGAAUGAUGUUUCCAUAAUAGCAAGUGUUUAAAUGAAGUAUUUAUUCACAAUGUAGAUACUGUAAAACAUUUAUCGGGGAGCAGCUUUAAGCUGCCGCUAUUCAUCAUGCACCCACUUAUACA